UCGCCGACUAAUACUCUAAAUUCCCAUCCGAUGUGUAAAUUUCAGAAAGAAAACGCAAAGAAGAGAAGUUGCAAAGGGUAACAGCAUACUUUGGGUAAAAUUUUAUAUUUUGUCCUAUCGAAUUGGUGAUCAAAGAAACAAGCAACAAGAUUUUGUGCAAUAAAAAAUCAAGAAAACAUGUCGGAGAAUCAUAGCCAAGAAUCAAGCAGUUUUCAUCAUAUAAGCGAUGAUGAGAUGGAGACACUAGCAUCUCAACUAGAAAAGAUGCCAAUGGAAGAUGAUACUGAUGAUGAUCUUGAACUCACAUUAGCUUAUAUCGAUGAUCUGGACCUAUGCUUGAUCUCACAUGAGCCAUCGAAGAAGAACACACUGAUCCAAGCCGUUGGCCGUGAGAAUUCGAUCAAGAUUCUCACCCAUUGCCCUCGAUUCAGCUAUGCUUCUGUUGCAUCAUUAAACAGGAGCUUUCAUGAUCUCAUCAGGAGUGGUGAGAUCUACAAAGCAAGAAGCAAGAAUAAAGUCGUAGAACAUUGGGUUUAUUUUUCUUGCCACAUGUUGAAAUGGGAGGCUUUUGAUCCAGUUGGCAAGAAAUGGAUGCAUCUGCCGAUGAUAAACAGCGGUGAUACAUGCUUCGCGUAUUCGGAUAAAGAGUCCAUGGGGGUUGGGACAGACCUUUUGGUUCUAGGCAAACAUGUUUCAGGUCAGGCUGUGUACAAAUACAGCCUGCUAUCAAACUCAUGGUCAGAGGGGCCAACAAUGAACAAACCAAGAUGCUUAUUUGGGUCUGCAAGCCUUGGAACAAUCGCGAUAUUCGCAGGAGGCGUUAAUGCAAACGGAAAGAUCGUGGACACAGUUGAGAGUUAUGACAGCGAGUCUGGAGUGUGGGAGGCGCUUCCCAGCCUGCUUAAGCCGAGAAAAAUGAGUUCGGGUGUGUUUAUGGACGAUAAGUUUUAUGUGAUCGGCGGGUGUGGCGGGGAGGAUAUGAAGCCAUUGUCAUGCGGAGAAGAAUAUGAUCCGGUGGCUAAGACGUGGAGAGUGAUUCCCGACAUGUGGACUGGUGGUGGUGGUGGUUCGAUGGCGCCACCGCUCCUCGCGGUGGUUGAUAAUGAGUUGUAUGCUGCUGAUUGUGAGGUGAUGGAAGUGAAGAAGUAUGAUAAGAAUGUUAAAGUGUGGGAGAGUAUAGGCAGGUUACCUGAAAGUGCAGAUAAUAUGUGUGGGUGGGGAAUUGCGUUUAGAGGGUGUGGGGAUCGGGUGAUUAUUGUUGGUGGUCGUUGGGCACAUGGGGACUAUGCUCAUGUUGAAAUACAUUCAUGGGCCCCGAAAGAAGGACCACCACAGUGGACCAGGAUUGGUCGGAAACAGUCUGACAACUUUGUUUACAAUUGUGCUAUCAUGGGUUGUUGAACUCGAGAUUUGACUCAUGAUCUCAAGUAGUUUUCUAUUUUAGCGGUUGAGGUCGAAAAUAAGAUGUGUGGCUGGUAGAGUGGGA
Helianthus annuus (common sunflower) is the source of this 1486-nucleotide messenger RNA. Its product is annotated as F-box/kelch-repeat protein SKIP11. The transcript has 2 exons. NCBI's taxonomy places the organism in Eukaryota, Viridiplantae, Streptophyta, Magnoliopsida, Asterales, Asteraceae. The coding region runs from base 178 to 1401 and encodes 407 amino acids. Gene Ontology annotation, cellular component: nucleus. The record is from RefSeq and is a predicted model, not a curated record. Gene Ontology annotation, molecular function: protein binding.